AUGGCUGCGGCGGGGGGCGCGGUGAGCCGCAGGGGCCCCGGGCGGCCCUGCCCCUUCUCCAUCGAGCACAUCCUUUCCAACCUGCCCGAGCGGAGCCCCCCGGCACGGGCCGCCCGCACCCCGCAGCCCGCAGGCCACCAGAGCCCCGCGGAAUCCGGAGAGCCCGGGGCGCCCGAGGCCGCGCCCUGCGCCUGUUGCUGCUGCUGCGGACCCCGCGCCGCGCCCCGCGGGCCCCCGGAGCCGGCCUCCGGACUGGGCGCGCGGCUGCCGUGGCCGCUGAGGCUGGGCCCCGCGGCGCCCUUGCCCUUGGCCGCGCCCACGGGAGGCCCGGGGGCGCUGCCCGGCACGGGCGGUCCCGGCCCGCAGCGGCGCACGCGGCGCCACCGCACCAUUUUCAGCGAGGAGCAGCUGCAGGCGCUGGAGGCGCUCUUCAUGCAGAAUCAGUACCCCGACGUGGGCACGCGCGAGCGCCUGGCCGGCCGCAUCCGCCUGCGCGAGGAACGCGUGGAGGUCUGGUUCAAGAACCGCCGGGCCAAGUGGCGACAUCAGAAGCGCGCGUCAGCGACCUCGAGGCUCCUCCCCGGAACCAAGAAGCCCGCAAAGGAGAGCUGCUGAUGGCUCUGGGAGCUACUCCCGGGCUUGGCCGGGUCCUUUGGGGUUGGCUCAGGGAGGGGACAGAUCGACCCGAAAUGGUGCUGACAGAGGACACCUCUUCCCGCCUGCAGGCUUCCUGCAUCCUGCAGCUAGUGCUCAAGGCAGGAGCUUCUCUGCCAGACAGCAGAGAAGCUCCCGUGCCCACCCCCUGUGUCACCUGCCCCAGGAAAGGAGGGAACGCUGAGCAUCUCCAGGUGCUCUCCUUUCCAGCGACUAGGGUCGGGGAGAUUCCCCGGGAGCUGCAGCGGGGGGUGGGGGGGGGUGGUUGGUUGCUGGGAGCAGGGCACAGAGCAGAUAAGCUUCCUCAACUCCCCGCCAACUCCAGGACAGGAACCAUCCCCUUGUCAGGAGGUCCCAGAAUCCUCCUCUCCCUCCUGGGGUAUGCUGAUGUCCCGCCUUUUCUCAGCAUGGACAUAGGUCUCUUGACAUGGCCAAGGGGGUGAAGGGGGUGUUCUGUGCAUUCUGGGGUUGUCAGCUCGCAUGUCCUGCACUGGGCCUUCCUGUCCAGAGCUAUAGGAUAAGGACAUUGGAUGAGGUCAUCUCCAGAAGCCCCCUACCCUGCCCCUUAAUUCUGUGAGCCUUGCCUGGAUACUGGGAAAUAAACAAGCAACUACAAACGGCA
Leopardus geoffroyi (Geoffroy's cat) is the source of this 1276-nucleotide messenger RNA. RefSeq names its product goosecoid homeobox 2 (gene GSC2). The transcript is spliced from 3 exons. Gene Ontology annotation, cellular component: nucleus. NCBI's taxonomy places the organism in Eukaryota, Metazoa, Chordata, Mammalia, Carnivora, Felidae. The record is from RefSeq and is a predicted model, not a curated record. Gene Ontology annotation, molecular function: RNA polymerase II cis-regulatory region sequence-specific DNA binding; DNA-binding transcription factor activity, RNA polymerase II-specific. The coding region runs from base 1 to 615 and encodes 204 amino acids. Gene Ontology annotation, biological process: regulation of transcription by RNA polymerase II.